This is a messenger RNA of Lodderomyces beijingensis, 435 nucleotides long. Lineage: Eukaryota; Fungi; Ascomycota; Pichiomycetes; Serinales; Debaryomycetaceae. The record is from the annotation of a GenBank genome assembly.
AUGCCAUCGAUCAAUCUCCCCGAUCUCAGAUUUGAGCAAACGUUCUGGCGGCAACUCAACAGCUACGCCGGUCACCAGUCGAACGGCCAUCUGCUGCCACUCAGCUAUAGCUACCCGCACGGUAAAGUGCAAGGUCUAACCGACGCAGAGUUGGAUCGGUUAAAUCAGGACAUGGAUAAAAAGGAAGGGCAAGAGUUGAGUAGUGUUGUUCCCCAGCCAUUGAGCCCGAUUACGCCGGGAAUUGUGGUGUAUGCUAUACUCAAAGACGUGAUCCUCAUGCCGUUUUUGCAAGGUUUGUUUUUGACGGGAUUCUUGAUCUCGAUACGGCCGGUGUUGAAUACGGUGGUCAAAAACGGCCAACAAGCCGGAAUCUGGGUCUCGAAUCUACUUGGUCUCAACAGUUUGAAAGCAGGCGCCAGACGCCGUGCGUUUUGA